This is a messenger RNA of Cavia porcellus (domestic guinea pig), 4272 nucleotides long. It is a transcript of the gene Ero1a, whose product is annotated as endoplasmic reticulum oxidoreductase 1 alpha. Gene Ontology annotation, molecular function: thiol oxidase activity; FAD binding; protein-disulfide reductase activity. The coding region runs from base 64 to 1485 and encodes 473 amino acids. Gene Ontology annotation, biological process: protein folding in endoplasmic reticulum. The record is from RefSeq and is a predicted model, not a curated record. The transcript is spliced from 16 exons. Gene Ontology annotation, cellular component: endoplasmic reticulum; endoplasmic reticulum membrane. NCBI's taxonomy places the organism in Eukaryota, Metazoa, Chordata, Mammalia, Rodentia, Caviidae.
GCGCGGCCGGCGGGGCGCGGGGCGUUGGAGGCGCGCGGCGGCGGCGGUGGCUGCGGCGGCGGGAUGGGCCGCGGCUGGGGCCUGGUGAUCGGCCUGCUCGGCGCGGCGUGGCUGUACGGGUCGGGCGGCGGGGCGGACCCGCCGGGGACGCCAGGGACGCCGGGCUCGGCGGCACAGCGCUGCUUUUGCCAGGUGACUGGUUACUUGGAUGAUUGUACCUGCGAUGUUGAAACCAUCGAUAGAUUUAAUAACUACAAACUUUUCCCGAGACUACAAAAACUUCUUGAAAGUGACUACUUUAGAUAUUACAAGGUAAACCUGAAGAGGCCAUGUCCUUUCUGGAAUGAUACCAACCACUGUGGCGUGCGGGACUGUGCUGUCAAACCUUGUCAAUCUGAUGAAGUUCCUGAUGGAAUUAAAUCUGCGAGCUACAAGUAUUCUGAAGAAGCCAAUAAUCUCAUUGAAGAAUGUGAGCAAGCUGAACGGCUCGGUGCAGUGGAUGAAUCACUGAGUGAGGAAACUCAGAAGGCUGUGCUUCAGUGGACCAGGCAUGAUGAUUCUGCAGACAGCUUCUGUGAAGCAGAUGAUAUACAGUCCCCUGAUGCUGAAUAUGUAGAUCUGCUCCUUAAUCCCGAGCGCUACACAGGUUACAAGGGGCCAGAUGCGUGGAAGAUAUGGAAUGUCAUCUACGAAGAAAACUGUUUUAAGCCACAGACAAUUAAAAGGCCUUUAAAUCCUCUGGCUUCUAGUCAAGGUGAGCACCGUGAGAACACAUUUUACAGUUGGCUAGAAGGCCUCUGUGUUGAAAAAAGAGCAUUUUACAGACUUAUAUCUGGCUUACAUGCAAGCAUUAAUGUGCAUUUGAGUGCAAGGUAUCUUUUACAAGAUACCUGGCUGGAAACAAAGUGGGGACACAACAUUACAGAGUUUCAGCAGCGGUUUGAUGCGAUUCUGACUGAAGGAGAGGGCCCAAGAAGGCUUAAGAACUUGUAUUUUCUCUAUUUAAUUGAAUUAAGGGCUUUAUCUAAAGUGUUACCAUUUUUUGAGCGCCCAGAUUUUCAGCUUUUCACUGGAAAUAAAAUUCAGGAUGGAGAAAACAAAAUGUUACUUCUUGAAAUACUUCAUGAAAUCAAGUCAUUUCCUUUGCAUUUUGAUGAGAACUCACUUUUUGCUGGGGAUAAAAAAGAAGCCCAAAAACUAAAGGAGGACUUUCGGCUGCAUUUUAGAAAUAUUUCAAGGAUCAUGGAUUGUGUUGGUUGUUUUAAAUGUCGGCUGUGGGGAAAGCUUCAGACUCAAGGUUUGGGUACUGCUCUGAAGAUCUUAUUUUCUGAGAAAUUGAUAGCAAAUAUGCCAGAAAGUGGACCCAGUUAUGAAUUUCAUCUAACUAGACAAGAAAUUGUGUCACUAUUUAAUGCAUUUGGAAGAAUUUCUACAAGUGUGAAAGAAUUACAAAACUUCAGGAACUUGUUACACAGUGUUCAUUAAGGACAGUGACUUGAAAUAAGCCUGUUUCUGGGAAACGGAGGCCAAAGAGUGGAACUCAUUCAAAGGUGUAACAGCAAUGACAGAAUGACAGACAUUUUAUAUUAAGCUGCUUUUAUAAGAGGAAAAUUAUAUUGUUUUAAGUAAACAUUUUUUAAAUUGUCCUGUCUAUGUUUAAUAUUAUUGUGAAUAGAAUACUUUGAUAAUGUGGUACAAAUUUUAAAGUUUAAUAUUGACUAAAAGGAUUAUUAGAUUCUUUUAUGCUGAAUCAGGUGGAUGAUGUUUUAAGUCUCAAACUAGAGUUUUGUGUGAGAAGAUGUAAUAAAGAUGAAACUGUGGCAAAUGUGACAAGUGUUUAAUAGGACAAUACUAGGGACAAUACUUCUGUGCAGAAGUUUUCAGUACGUUCAGAGUUGUCAGAUUUAGGAAGUAAAAAUGCAGAAUGCCCACUUAGAAUUGAAUUUCACAUAAACAACUAGUUUAAAAUAUGUUGCAUGCGGUAUUUGAAACAUACUUAUAGAAAAAUUACUCAUUAUUUGUUUGAAAUUCAAAUUUUAACUGAAGGUCCUGUGCGUUAUUUGACAACCCUAAAGUAUGUUGGUAUGGAAAACAUCACUUUUAGAGUUAAAUUGCUAUUUCAAGUAGGUUGUUUCAGCAUGUCAAAUUGAGAACAAUUUAAAGGCACAGGAGAUUUGGAAGCAUUGUAAAAAGCUGAAUAGAAUAUAUAUUAUCAUAGUAGUUUCCCUAAUAAUGAGUGAAAAUUUGGGGAGCCCUUUUAUUUUUAUAUAAUAUAAAAUUUACAGAAAAGUUUCAAAAAUAGUACAAAGGACUUCUACUGAUUCACCAGUUGUUCACAUUUGCUUUGUCUAUUAUGCUCUCGCUCCAUGCUUUUUCCUUUGAUCAUCUGAAAGUCAGCUACACAUAUCAUGCCCCUCUAAUCCUAAAUACGCCAUGUAAUGUUAAUUUUCUAAAAAUUGUUUUCUCAGAAAAAAAUCCCUACUGCAAUUCUGUAAGUCUUAAAAUGGAAUCAUUUCCAGUUGCAAUCUAAAGUUCUUUUUUAGUUUAGUUGUUCUUUUUAUGUUUGAUUUCUAUAGUCUUAGAGUAUAUAAUUUUUAUUUUUUAUGAAGUUAAUGUUUUAAUGAAAUUAGUUUCUUUUGCCUCUGUACAACUGAGCUAUAAUUUUGGGAGGUUUUUAUUAGUGGAAAUUCUAAUAAAAUAUUUGAACAGGUUAAGAAUACAUAUCGCAUAGUGAUUGUAGGGGAAAAAAUUGUAUACCUCAAAAUUAUGUACCUUCUUUACAUAUGUCUGAGCAGGUAAAACAUGGUGAGAUAUCACAUUAUUAGUAAAUCAGAGUUUGUUUAUGUAACAUUUUAGAACUGCCACUUCACACUGCGAAAUACUUUUUUGUCUGUGUCCCUAAGGCCUGGUAUGGUGCCAAGCACCAUCGUUGUUAUCCAAUAAAUAUUUGUUGAAUGGAUGUAAUAUGCUUUUAGUGUAUUUUAAAUGAAUAAUUACAGAGUGAAGUUUAACAAUAAGCAUCCUGUUUUCUUUUUUCCACUCAUUUUCUCUGAAUAGGGCAGAGAAGAAAGCCAUUAACUUGCUAAUUAAGUCAGGUCCUCUUGUAGACUCUUGAGUGAUCAGUGUGUAUAAAACUUUAAGGACAUUUGUACUCUGGAAAAGUGGUAAUGGCUUAAUGGGAAUUGUGUAUAUACCUCCCUGGCCUUCAGAUGUCGCCUACCAGUGCCAGUCUUUCCUCACUUUGCCACCUCUCACUUGCUCCUUAACUAAAAGCUGGCGUUUAGCCCUGUGUCCUUAUCAGUCCUUACCUGCAAAGUCUAAAACCCUAAUUCUAAAUCUACAUUUCAGCUCACAAGCCAUUUCCUUUUCUGACUAGUUUCCACUAAAAACUGAAAACAAAUAACCCCAACUUCUGAUCACUUUGUAUGUUGUUUGCUCCUAAACCUCUUAUUUUUGGCCUUUUCCUUGAUUCCUUAAAUGUUAUCAGGCUUUUUCAUUGUUGUGUCAUAAUCAGUGUACACUAUAUGUGUCUUCACAUGUUCUCUCACACCUACUCUUGUGCCUGUGUUUCUUACACUUUAAUUUCAGGACCACGAUUUUCUCAGCUCAUUCCUCGCCUUGCCUUAGCUCUAAGUUCUGUUGAUUUUGUGUCUAUCUUUCUGAUACAUGCAACUCUGCUGUUGCAUUUUCAUUGCGGGUUCCAGAAGGACUACAUGAACCUGUCUCCUUAUAACCUAUCUCAUGGUUCCACAAUGUCACUAGAUUAGGCCCCCUAGAUGCACUCUGGAAAUGUUACUUGGCUUAACACCCUUUCGUGACCUCAUAUACUGCCUGGAGACAGCCGGAGUUCUUAGCUUGUUACACAAGGUCUUUUCAUUUGUUUUCCCCACCCAAGGUUCUAAUAAAGCAGACUCAGUCUUUCAGAUGCCUGUGUAGCCAGCUCUCCGUACCUAGAUGGAUACUGUACUUUUUACAUCGUGUCCUAGCUAUCCUUUCCACCAGAAAAUUCCAUGCAUCCUUGCAGGUUCAGCAUCAGCAUCUGAUCUGAAAUUUCCCCUCCUUCAUUCAAGAGAAUCUAACUUUUGUGUCACCACUGUAAUUACAACCUACCUCUACUGAAUCACUUAUUGUACUAUAUUAUUUUUGUUUUGAGAGAUCUCCUUUAUUAGAGUGUGAGCUCCUCAAGAGCAGGAAAAAAAAAUCUGUUUACUUUGGCAUCUCUAUAGCAUACUUUUUGGCAUAUAAACAUUUAAUAAAUAUUUGUUGAAUAAA